Molecule: messenger RNA, 297 nt
Organism: Phytophthora sojae
Lineage: Eukaryota; Oomycota; Peronosporomycetes; Peronosporales; Peronosporaceae
Exons: 1
Source: RefSeq, a predicted model, not a curated record
CAGGUGAGUGAACUGAAGGAUGUGAUUCACUCGGAGAAUCCGCAGACAAUUCAGUGCGAUGCAGCAGAACUGAGGCUGUGGUGGGCCAUGAAAGCCGACGUCACAGGGAAGACUCUUUGGCUACCAAACGGCGAUGAAGCUGCUGAGGAGCUGAAUAAAGGAGAGAUCCAUCCACGUAUCCAGACCUUGAUCAGCCAGGACCCAUUGAAGGUAACUCGCACGAUUGCAGAGCUGAUGAAGACAAGUAAUUUGCCAGACCCCCUGUCGAAGCAGAUACACGUACUCGUAAAUGUUCCC